CCGGCCUAUUGUUUUCUUUAAUGUUGAACCAGUCUUGUAUUCAUGAAAUAAGCCAUACUUGAACAUAGUAUCCUUUCUAUAUAUUUUUGUUUUGUACAUUUAAAAAAUAGUAAUUGAAAUAGGUGUUACUACUUGUGAGUACCAGAAUCCAUUGAAAUGCCUUUAAAUAUCAUGAUCAAUUCAUUUAUGAAUUUAGUCAAGAAAUACAUGAUAAUUACUGUGUGCCAGACAUUAUUCUAGUGCUGGAGAUUAGAACAUUGAGUUCUUGCACUUAAACUACAUUCUUUCCUAGAAUGUAAUAUAAUGUCAGGUAGCUAUGAAGAGCAAUAAAGCAGUGUAAGGGAAUGGAGAAUCAUGAACCAAGAGGCUGAAGCUAUUUUAAAUAUAUUGGUCAGUGAAGGACUCUAAUGAGGUGACCUUAGAAGAGAAACAAAUGAAGUGAGGGAGCCAGCCAUCUUAUUUAUAAAAAAAUUUUUCAGGCUGAGAGAAUAGCAAACACAAAGUCCCUGUGUCAGAGACUUGCUUGGUGUGUUUCAAAUAUAGCAUAGAGGCCAGUGUUUCUGGAGUGUAGUAAUUCAAUGGAAAGAGUUGUAGAAGGCAAAGUAGUCAGGAACCUGAUAAUACCAAUUUUGUAGGCUAUAGUAAGGACAACUUUGGAUUUUAAAUAUACUGGCAACCACUCAUUUUCUCACCAGGUAUUUGUUGGGCAUCUUCUGUGUGUCAGAUAGAUUUGCAUGUUGAGGAUACAGUAGUUAAUAAAACUGUUCAAAAAUCUAAGCCUUUGAAGAGCUUAGAAGUGUUAGUGGUAAGUGUAGUUGUUUAUAUAAUAUGAAGGUCAUCAGAAGUGGUAGUUUGGAAUAUUCAGUUGGGAAACAUUGUUAUAUAAAAUGAUUAUAUAUCUAGAUAAUUUAAAUAAUUGGAAGAAAUCUUAUAUUUUAUGCUAAAGCUAUACUGAACAUAAUUUAAUCUUUUUUAUUUAUAGGAGACAUAGCUAUUUUCAUUAGUUUCUUUUGGUUGUAAAGUAGAGAGACUUAUUUAGGCUAGGUUUGGAAAUCGCAGAAUAAGAGCUAUGAUAUAUCCAGGUCUUUCAUAGACCAGAGCUUAAAAGUCUUCAUAUCCAAGUGUAUUCAUUAUUUAUUACUGUGUAAUAUGUUACCCUCAAAUUUAGUGGCUUAAAUUACAUACUAUUUCAUGAUUUCUGUGGGUUGAGAAUCUAGGCAUGUAAGCUUAGCUGGGUGCCUCUGGCUCAAGGUCUCCAUAAGGCUGUUGUUAAUCAAGGUAUUGGCUAGAGCAACAGUCAUCUCAAGGCAUUACUGGGAAGGAUCUGUUUCUCAGAUCACUCACAUUGCUGUUAGCAGGCUUCAGAUUCUUUGCUAUAUGUUCGUUGAAGACCUUGUUUCUUUACCAUGUUGGUCUUUCCACUUCAUAACAUGGCAGCUGGCUUUCCUGAAUAAGAGAGGGUGGCCAGAUGGAAGCCACAGUCUCUUUGUAACCUAAUCUCAGAAGUCAUCUCAUCACCUCUGCUACAUUUUCAUUAAAAGUUUCCAUUACUUAUCUACAGGAAUCGCCAUGACCCCAGCUCUGAGGGAGGCAACAGCAAAGGGUAUCGGCUUUUCAUCUUUGCCAAGUACCAUGGAGUCUGACAAGAUGCUCUACAUGGAAAGUCCAAGAACUGUAGAUGAAAAGCUAAAGGGAGACACCUUUUCUCAGAUGCUUGGAUUUCCAACUCCCGAAUCUACUCUUAAUACUAAUUUUGUGAAUUUAAAACAUUUUGGCUCCCCUCAGUCUUCAAAACAUUACCAGACUGUUUUUUUAAUGAGAUCUAAUUCUACAUUAAAUAAAUACAAUGAGAAUUAUAAACAAAAGAAAUUAGGGGAGCCCAGUUGCAAUAAGCUGAAAAACAUACUGUAUAAUGGCAGCAACAUUCAGCUUGGUAAAAUCUGUCUUUCUCAUUCUGAAGAGUUCAUCAAAAAGGAACCUUUAUCAGAUACCACGAGCCAGUGCAUGAAAGAUGUACAAAUUAUUUUGGAUUCAAAUAUAACCAAAGACACUAAUGUAGAUAAAGUACAACUACAAAACUGUAAAUGGUAUCAAGAGAAUGCACUUUUGGAUAAAGUUACUGAUGCUGAGAUUAAAAAGGGUUUAUUGCACUGUGCUCAAAAGAAAAUUGUAGCUGGCCACUCAAAUGUGUCUAUUAGUUCUUCAGCUGCUGAAAAAGAGGAGGAAGUAAAUGCUCGUUUACUUCAUUGUGUAAGCAAACAGAAAAUUUUACUUAGCCAGGCUAGAAGAACUCAGAAACAUUUGCAGAUGCUCCUGGCAAAGCAUGUUGUUAAGCACUAUGGUCAGCAGAUGAAAUUGUCUAUGAAACACCAACUCCCCAAAAUGAAGAUGUUUCAUGAACCUACCACAAUUUUGAGUAACAGUUUACCUAAAUGCAAUGAAAUUAAGCCAGAAGUUAACACAUUGACUGCAGAGAAUAAAUUGUGGGAUGAUGCAAAAAAUGGCUUUGCACGGUGUACAGCUGCGGAAAUCCAAAGAUUUGCGUUGUCUGCUACAGGGCUGUUGUCUCAUGUUGAAGAGGGUUUGGAUUCCGAUGCAACUGAUAGCAGCUCUGAUGACGAUUUGGAUGAAUAUACCCUUAGAAAAAAUAUGGCAGUUAACUGUAGUACUGAAUGGAAGUGGCUUGUAGACAGAGCACGAGUUGGCAGCCGAUGGACUUGGCUUCAAGCCCAGAUUUCAGACCUAGAAUGCAAAAUCCAACAACUAACAGACAUUCACAGGCAAAUUCGUGCCUCCAAGGGGAUAGUGGUCCUAGAAGAAUGUCAGCUUCCAAAAGACAUUUUGAAAAAGCAAAUGCAAUUUGCAGACCAAGCAGCUUCACUAAACAUUCUAGGGAAUCCUCAGGUUCCCCAAGAGUGUCAAGAUCCUGUACCGGAACAAGAUUUUGAAAUGUCACCAAGCAGCCCUACUUUACUUCUUCGAAACAUCGAAAAACAGAGUGCACAGUUGACUGAGAUCAUCAACAGUUUGAUUGCCCCUCUCAACUUGUCCCCAACUUCAUCACCCCUCUCUUCCAAAUCCUGUAGCCAUAAAUGUCUGGCUAAUGGCAUUUGCAGGAGUGCAUCAGAGAAUUUAGAUGAGCUGUCUUCCUCCAGUAGCUGGUUACUUAACCAGAAGCACAGUAAGAAAAAGAGAAAAGACAGGACAAGACUGAAAUCUUCAUCCUUGACUUUCAUGAGUACAUCAGCCCGAACAAGGCCACUUCAGAGUUUCCACAAACGAAAACUCUACAGAUUGAGCCCUACUUUUUACUGGACUCCACAGACUUUGCCUUCAAAAGAAACAUUUUUAAACACUACCCAAAUGCCUUGCCUGCAAUCAGCUUCAACUUGGAGUAGCUAUGAACGCAAUUCAGAGUCUUACCUAUUAAGAGACCAUGUAUCAGAGUUAGAUUCCUCUUUCCAUUCUGUUCUAUCAUUGCCAUCAGAUGUGCCUCUUCAUUUUCACUUUGAAACACUGUUAAAAAGGACUGAAAUAAAAGGCAAUCUUGCUGAAAAUAAAUUUGUAGAUGAAUAUAUAUCUCCAUCACCUGUACAUAGUACUUCUCUGAAUCAAUGGAGAAAUGGAUAUUCACCUACACAUAAGCCUGAAAUAAGGUCAGAAUCUUCUGCACAACUGUUACAGGGAAGAAAGAAAAGACAUUUGAGUGAAACAGCAUUAGGAGAAAGAAUUAAACUUGAAGAAUCUGAUUUUCAACACACAGACUCAGGAUCCCAUAGCAAUUUUACAGCUGUUUCUAAUGUCAACGUUUUAUCAAGAAUCCAGAAUUCAUCAUCACGAAAUACUGCACGACGGAGAUUGAGAAGUGAGAGCUCUUAUGACAUAGAUAACAUUGUGAUUCCCAUGUCAUUAGUAGCCCCAGCUAAAUUAGAGAAACUCCAAUAUAAGGAAAUACUUACUCCAAGCUGGAGGAUGGUUGUUCUUCAGCCUUUGGAUGAAUAUAAUUUAGGCGAAGAAGAGAUAGAAGAUCUUUCUGAUGAAGUCUUCUCCCUAAGGCACAAAAAAUAUGAAGAGAGAGAGCAAGCCAGGUGGUCACUAUGGGAGCAAAGCAAGUGGCACAGAAGAAACAGCAGAGCUUACAGUAAAAAUGUUGAAGGACAUGACUUGCUUUUGAAAGAAUACCCUAAUAACUUUAGUAGCAGUCAGCAAUGUGCUGCUGCAAGUCCUCCUGAGCUUCCUUCAGAGAACCAGGAUCUGUGUGCAUAUGGCUUACCUUCUUUAAAUCAAAGCCAAGAAACCAAGUCUUUGUGGUGGGAACGACGGACUUUUCCACUGAAGGGUGAAGACAUGGCAGCCUUAUUAUGUGAAGAUGAAAAAAACGAUCGGGUUGAAUGGUCAAGCACAGCUUUCCAUCGUGAAAUCUUCGGUACCAGUGUACCAGAGAAUGGCCACCAUCCAAAAAAGCAGUCAGAUGGAAUAGAAGAAUACAAAACCUUUGAUCUAGGACUUACUAAUGUUAAAAAAAAUAGGUGACAGGGAACAGGUUAAGAAAACUAUGUAAAUGUAGGAAAGAUGGGAGGAAAUAAAGCCCUGUUCUGGAUCUCCCAUCCCCUCCAGAAUAAGAGCAUGUUCUGCAUGUAUUAAUCUGUUAUGCUGUUUAUGAAACAGGCAAGAUAAGUCUGUUUUUCCUUCUGGAACCACAAGGGUAACCAGCUUUUCAUCUACAGACAAGUGGUAGUCAUUUGUGUUUAUCAUGCAACUUACAAACACCAAGAUAUUAAUUGCUGCAACUUGAUGUCAAAUCACCUUACUGGGUAAUUUUUAAGACUAUGUACCCACACCAUACAUACAUACACAUAUAUACACAUAUAUACAAACCUGUGCGCCAAGUGACAGCUAUUUUUUUAUAUACAUGGUAAUUCAUUAAAAUUGCCUUAAUAUAUUAGAAUAUACAAAUAUGUGUGUAUAAAAUAAACAUACACACACACAUCCCCCUAUGUAGUUUUUGAAACACUGGCAAUGACCCACUCCCCUUGGAAAUGCAUGUAUGAACUACCCUAUGAAAUGUAAGCUGCAGUAUAGAUAAAACACAGGUUUCCACUGAUAAAAGACAUCUGAACAUCUUGAAUAUAGAGAUUAAGUUUUUUGUUGUUUUUUUGUUUAACAUGUUUAACCAACAGUAGAAGUUAUUUACAGAAAUUUAUAUACCAUCAUAACACAAAACUUCUUUAUCCAAAAUCAUUGAUAUCUUUGGGACUAAACACAGGCUACUUUCUGUUUACUCCUAACAAAAUAAAGCAAGCAAAUUUGAGUUAAAUAUUGGUGCAAUUUAAUACUAUCACAUCUUUGAAAACUCAAUUUGAGUUUUACCAAUUAAUGUGUCUCAUGAAGACAUCAAUUU
Cercocebus atys (sooty mangabey) is the source of this 5401-nucleotide messenger RNA. RefSeq names its product KAT8 regulatory NSL complex subunit 1-like (gene KANSL1L). NCBI's taxonomy places the organism in Eukaryota, Metazoa, Chordata, Mammalia, Primates, Cercopithecidae. Gene Ontology annotation, molecular function: histone acetyltransferase binding. Bases 1570 to 4533 code for a protein of 987 amino acids. The transcript has 15 exons. Gene Ontology annotation, cellular component: NSL complex. The record is from RefSeq and is a predicted model, not a curated record.